UGAUGAUCCUGUUUUUACAAAUUUUAAUUAAUUUCUAACUUUAUAUUAGUACAAAAUGUUAUCACAAGAAGAAACUAUCAAGAGGACCUUGAAAAUGUCAUUACAAGUGAUACGAAAUUACGACUGGCUCUUAGACUUAUAUGUUUUGGACUUCUUUGUUGAUCAACACUGGGAAAAGCUACCAUUAACGUGGCGUGAAGCUUUCUACAAUAUGGAUCCUCAAAUUUUAGGCAAUAUAAUAGAUGGAAACUUUUCCAAUACAGUUCUACCUUUGUCAUUUUUAGCAUUAAUGAAGACAGUUCAGUGUUUGACUAUUACAAGGCAGAGUUUAGACAAAUGUGCAAAGAAAAAGUUAAGAGAACUUUCUGUUGAUACAUGCGGUGGCCAUCCAAGGCUUGCAAAUCUAUUUCUGAAGCAUGUAAAGUUAAAAAAGAGGCAUGAAAUUAGUUUAAUGGCAGAAGUUGUUUAUCAUACAGCCAGUCAAACUAACUGUAAUGGUGUCCUCGAUUUUGGUUCUGGUUUGGGGCACCUAGUGAGAGUUUUGGGGUAUAAGUACAAUCUGUAUGCGGCAGGGAUAGAGAGCCAGACACAACUGACGGAAGAAGCUAGAAAACUUGAUUUAGAAUUGGAAUAUACUGCAAGCAAACAUUUAUCUAUCGAAAGUAUGGAUAACUUGAAGAGACCAUCUCAUUACAAUAUGACACUAUCUUGCCACAGUCAGCUUUUGGAAUUGAAAUUACCGGGUUCUAUGAAUAAUUAUGGAUUAGUAGGUCUGCAUCCAUGUGGGGACCUCGGUCCAUUGCUGUUGAAGCACUUUAUUAAGUGCCACAGUUCUAAGUUUAUAUGUCUUGUUGGCUGCUGCUUCAUGAAACUAACAUCAGAAGGAUACCCUAUGAGUGAAUAUGUCAAAGGGUUGGACAGUGGCCUGUCAUACCCUAGCAGAGAGAUAGCUUGUCAUGCUAUUGAGGUCUACUGUGACAGGUUGAAGAAAGGGGACUAUGAGGAUUUAAAGAUACAUGCCUUCAGAGCAGCCUUGGAGAGGAUAUUAGUAGGAAUCAAUCCUGCACUCAAGCAUGCUCCAAUUAGGAGCAUAAAGCAUUCAGACUCUUUGACAUUUGAAAGAUACUGCAGCUUGGCGUUUGAAAGGCUCCAGUUGCCCCUUCCUUGUCACGAGGCGGUUUGGGCGCGCGCGCGUUACGAUUUGAUCCAAUGGCGGCGCGUGGUCAUCGUGUACACGCUGCGACUUGCGCUUGCGCCGCUCGUCGAAACUGUCAUCUUGUUGGACCGGAUGCUGUACGUUUUGGAACAAGGUCUAUCGUGCGAAAUUCGGCCUGUGUUCGAUCCUAAGAUAUCUCCCAGAAACCACAUAAUGAUUGCGAGAAGAACAUGAGAGAUUUUUGUUAUGUUAUAAUACAAUACUCGUAUGUUAUUAUUUUAAAAUAUAUCUACAAUCGUUUUCAUUAAAGACCGUGUUUGUAUUUAGAAUACCUCAUCAUGUAAGUAAAUAAAGAAAUAACAAAGUAUGUAUACAAUUAACAACAAAAUAAUAUAACAAUACAGAUCACUAACUACCUAACUACAUUUCAUAUAAAUACAUACAUAAAUCGUCCAACAAAAACAAAUUUACAAAAAUAUUUCAGACCUAGAUUUAUUAGGAUAGCUUAGUAACUAUAUUUACACAGGUACCUAUGUAAAUAAUGCCUUGUUCAUCAAGUGUUGUGAUUGUUAGUAGCUAACUACUUUCAGUGGUUGUUUCAAAAUGCAAAUGUCAUGAAAUUAUUUAUAGCA
Molecule: messenger RNA, 1788 nt
Organism: Ostrinia furnacalis (Asian corn borer)
Lineage: Eukaryota; Metazoa; Arthropoda; Insecta; Lepidoptera; Crambidae
Product: protein RRNAD1
Exons: 6
Coding region: 56-1390 (444 amino acids)
Source: RefSeq, a predicted model, not a curated record